ACUGCUUUAAAAACAUAUGUUUCACGGAGAAGAGUAACACGUGGUUUGUAAAGUCAGUCUGUUGAGUGAUAAAUAGUGUUUAUUGACUAUAAAAAUAAUUAAUAAAGUAAUUUUUUCAUUAUUGUUUAACAAUUUAUUAUUAACAAAAGUGACAAACUAAUAGAAAUAAGCAAUGAGUGUAAGAUUUGUUGAAAUUCCGGUCAAAAACAUACCUAAACAUUUAGAUCCUAAAAGUUUAAUAUUCUCAGUUUUUACCGUUGAUGACAUCAGGAAAUUAAGCGUCGUACAAGUAUGUACUCCUUUAUCAUUCAAUGUUCUUGGACAUCCCUUGAAAGGUGGACUCUAUGAUCCUGCUCUAGGACCUUUAGAUGCUCAAUCAGAUCCUUGUGGAACUUGUGGAGAAAAUGUGUACCACUGUACAGGUCAUUUUGGCCACAUCGAACUCCCAGUACCAGUCGUCAAUCCUUUAUUUCACAAAACUCUUUGUACAUUGAUAAAACUAUCUUGCAUGAAAUGUUUUACACUCCAGAUCCCAGACCAUAUCAAACUACUGCUCUCAGCCAAACUACGAAUGCUCCACGAAGGUUUCUACAGCGACUUAGAAACCCUAGACCACGAGGUCAAUUCAAUAUUAUCCCAAAAUCAAAAUCUAAACGAAGCUGAAGUUGAAUAUAUUCGCGAGAUAAUCGAAAAUCAUAUAGAAACACUGAGAAGAACGAAAUCUGAAGUUGGAGAGAAAAAAAUAAUGUCUAGUUUAGCUCAGAGCACCAAAAACAUCAACAUCCAGUGGCAUAUUUACGUAGAAAAUGUUCUCAAGCAAUGCUCAGCUGGAAAAUUUUGCAUCAAUUGCCACAACACAAUUCUCAAAGUUACAGUGUUGAAAAAUAAAAUCAUGAUAUCAAAAGUAUUGGUUUCAAACAAUCUAUCGGCAGCUGCCAAGACUGAAACAGUUUUAUUGAUGCCAGAUCAAUCAAGAGAGUACAUGAGAUCUCUUUGGAAGCAUGAUAAGGAAAUUCUGAAGGUGAUAAUUCCUUGUUUAUCAUCACUAGACCUGCAAUUUCCAACAGAUGUAUUUUUCUUUGACGUCGUACCAGUCUUACCACCCAUAGUGAGACCAACAAACGUUUUAAAUGGUCAAAUAAUCGAACAUCCUCAAUCCCAAAUCUACAAAGCCAUUAUUCAAGAUUGCUUUAUCAUUAGAACUAUUAUUCAAGCCAUCAAAGAUGGAGACACGAGCCAGCUUUCAGAAGAAAGUAUCCAAGUAUAUCAACAAAUCCGUGGUACUAAUUCCUUGGAGAAGCUUCAUCUAGCUUGGCAGGCUCUCCAAGCUAAUGCCGACCAUCUUAUGGACCGGGAAAUGAGUAAGACAUCAGAGUCUGCCAACUGUCAAGGCUUAAAACAAAUCAUUGAGAAGAAAGAAGGAAUUAUAAGGAUGCAUAUGAUGGGGAAACGAGUCAAUUACGCUGCUAGAUCUGUUAUCACUCCUGAUCCUAAUUUAAAUAUCGAUGAAAUCGGCAUUCCAGAAGCUUUCGCGUUGAAAUUAACUUACCCGGUUGCUGUGACACCUUGGAAUGUUACCGAGCUUAGACAAAUGAUCAUUAAUGGACCUGAUAAGCAUCCAGGAGCUGUGAUGAUUGAAGGAGAUGAUGGUCGUAUUAGGAGAAUAGACCCUACUGAUGUAGUGAACAGAGAAGCUAUCGCCAAAAGGCUUCUUACAACUGGGAAAGAUAAUUCAUUCCAUGCAGUCAAGAUUGUACAUAGACAUCUGCAAAAUGGUGACAUUCUGCUACUUAAUCGUCAACCUACGCUCCACAAGCCUAGUAUUAUGGCGCACAAAGCUAGAAUUUUAAAAGGAGAAAAAACUUUGAGGCUUCAUUAUUCAAAUUGUAAAGCUUACAAUGCUGAUUUCGAUGGUGACGAAAUGAAUGCUCACUUUCCACAGAAUGAAUUGGCUAGGAGUGAGGGUUACAACAUAGCUAAUGUAUCUAAUCAGUACCUAGUGCCAAAGGAUGGAACACCUUUGGGUGGUUUGAUCCAAGAUCACAUGAUUUCAGGUGUUAAAUUGACUUGCAGAGGAAGAUUCUUCUCCAAAGCUGAUUACAUGCAGUUGGUUUAUAGUGGACUUAAUGAUCAUUUUGGAGAUAUCAUUCUUUUACCUCCCACAAUUAUUAAACCGAUUCAAUUAUGGUCUGGGAAGCAGGUGAUAUCCACUGUGAUUAUCAACACCACUCCUAAGAAUCGGGCGAGAAUAAAUUUAACCGCUGGAGCAAAAAUUAGUGAUAAAAAUUGGGUGACUCAAAAGCCUAGAAGAUGGAAAUGUGGAGAAGAAUUUACGGAUCCUAAAACCAUGUCCGAGGCUGAAGUUAUUAUCAGACAUGGUGAGCUUUUAUGUGGAGUUUUAGACAAAACCCAUUACGGUGCUACAUCAUAUGGACUUAUUCACUGUGUUUUUGAAUUAUACGGUGGUGCUUGUUCAACUAAAAUGCUAUCAUCUUUUGGAAAACUCUUCCAAGCCUUUCUCCAGCGAUCAGGGUUCACUCUAGGUAUUGAAGAUAUUUUAAUAGUUGAGAAAAAUGAUGCGAAGAGGGAUGAAAUCAUUCAGAAUUGCAGAAAAAUUGGAGAUGAUGUUCAAAAAAGCGCUGUAGAGCUGCCUGAAGAUACUCCUAGAGAAGUAGUAUUGAGAAAAAUGGAAGAAGAAACUUGGAAAAAUAAAAAAUUCCGAGCGCUCAUUGAUCGAAAGUAUAAAAAUGCAUUGGAUCCAUUCACUAAUGAUAUCAACAAAACCUGUCUACCAGCUGGGUUGCUUAAAAAGUUCCCUAAAAAUAAUCUUCAGCUGAUGGUCCAGUCUGGAGCCAAAGGAUCAACUGUAAAUACCAUGCAAAUUUCUUGUUUGUUAGGUCAAAUUGAAUUGGAAGGCAAAAGACCACCUUUGAUGAUCAGCGGACGAAGCUUGCCGAGUUUCCCACCUUAUGAUUCAUCUCCACGAGCUGGUGGUUUUAUCGAUGGACGAUUUAUGACUGGAAUCCAACCUCAGGAAUUUUUCUUCCACUGUAUGGCUGGAAGAGAAGGUCUUAUUGAUACUGCUGUGAAGACUAGUAGGUCUGGAUACCUUCAAAGAUGUUUAAUCAAACAUCUAGAAGGUCUUACUAUUAAUUAUGACUUAACUGUCAGAGAUUCUGACGGUUCUUUGAUUCAAGUUUAUUACGGUGAAGAUGGCCUGGACAUUCCUAAAUCUCGAUUUUUGAAGAAAGAGCAGAUGGACUUCUUGGUGGAGAAUAAAAAUGCUAUUAUUGAUAAGACAUUGUUAGACAGAUUAAAAUCUGAUGAUGAAAAAUCGCGAAAAGAAAUAUUAAAAAAUGUCAAAGCUUUAAAAAAAUUUAAAGAAACGUAUGGAAAUCUUUUUCCCAAGACGAGGACUAGCCCUUUUGCUAAAUUUUCUCAAGAUAACUUCAACAAUAACUCUAAUAAAUCUAAAAUCAUCGAUCCCAAUAGUGGCAGAAGUAAAGCUGUGUUGUCAUUAAUGAGAAAAUGGAUCCGUGCUGAUAAAGAAACUAAAGCGACAUACAAAAGUGGAAUUAUUCGAUUUCCAGAUCCAAUAAUUGCUAAACACCGACUGGACCUAGAAUUUGGAGUGUUGACAGAAAAAUUGGAAGACUUAGUUGACGAAUACAUGAUAAAAAGAGACGGGUGUGUAACAACGAAGAUUAAAAUCAAAGAAUUGAGAGACUUAAUGAGCUUGAAAGUCAUGAAAACAUUAUGUCCACCUGGUGAACCAGUUGGCUUACUUGCUGCUCAAUCAAUUGGAGAACCAUCAACUCAGAUGACACUGAAUACUUUCCACUUUGCUGGUCGUGGAGAAAUGAACGUCACCUUGGGUAUCCCAAGAUUGCGUGAAAUUCUGAUGAUGGCCUCGAAAAAUAUAAAAACUCCAAGCAUGGAAAUUCCAUUCAAGAAAACUCUUCCAAACCUUCCUAAACAAGCAAACAAAUUGAAACUAAAGCUGACUAGAUGUGUGCUUUCUGAUGUGCUUCAGAGCAUCACAAUUAACAGGAAAUUAGAAAAAAUGCCCCACAGACAACUAGAGUACACUUUGUUGAUAAACUUCUUACCACAUAAGUAUUAUAAGCAUGAAUUUUGUGUAACUUCUAAGCAAGUUAUUGAAAAAACAGAAUUAUUAUUCUUCAAAGAGGUGUUUAAGGAGAUCAAAAAGGUUGCCAAGUUGUCAGGAACAUCAUUAUAUGUUGAAGAAGAAAGAAAAGUGAAUGAUAAGCUAGAGAAUUCUAUGCUUGAUGCUGGUGGCAAUGAUUUUGACUUCAAUGAAUUUAAAAAUAAUAAAGUAAAAGCAGACAUUGGAGAAAUGCAUGAAUCAUCAGAUGAAGAAGAAAUAGCUGAAGAUGCUGAUGCUACUGCUGCUAGAUCAGUAUCAAGACAUCAAGAAAACCAGGAGUAUGAUGACCCAGAAGAAGAAGAAGCACCUGAAGAGCCAUCAAAUGACAUUGACGAGACUGAAAUAAGUCUAAAAAUUGAAAAUGAUUUAAGUGAUGAUGAAGUUAUUUCAAAGUUAACAGUAGCAGCUAAAAUGGCAGCAGAGCAAAGAAAAAAUGACGUCACUAACAUGUAUACCUAUGGAAUUGAUUAUGAUUUUGAUGCUGAACGAUUUCGAUGGUGUAAAUUCACAUUUUGGUUACCUUUGAAGAUGAUUAAAAUUGAUUUACCAACUAUCUUGAGAACUGCUGCUAGUAAAGUAGUGCUGUGGGAGACACCAGCGAUUAGAAGAGCUUUUACUUUUCAAAAUUCUGAUGGAGAUACUGUUUUAAAAACUGAUGGCUUAAAUAUUGUUGAGAUGUUUAAAUACAAUGAGAUUCUAGAUCUUACGAAAUUAUAUUCGAAUGAUAUCUACGGUAUUUCUCAAACCUACGGGAUAGAAGCUGCCAAUAGAGUGAUUGUUAAGGAAGUUAAGGAUGUGUUUAAGAUGUAUGGAAUUACUGUAGAUUCUAGACAUUUAUCUUUAGUAGCGGAUUAUAUGACAUUUGAUGGAACAUUUCAACCAUUAAGUAGAAAAGGUAUGGAAGAUUCAGCAUCACCGUUGCAACAAAUGAGCUUUGAAAGCUCUUUGACUUUCUUAAAAAGUGCUACACUUCAAGGCAAACGAGAUGAUUUAUUAUCACCUUCGAGUCGAUUAAUGCUUGGACAGCCAUGUAGAACAGGAACUGGAUUCUUUGGUGUUUACUUUAAACCACAGUUGUCGAUGUUUAAUUCGAAUUCGUCAUCCUUGAAGGUGUGAUUAAUCAGUUAAAUAUUAUUUUAUAAGUCAAUUAAGUGUAAAUAAACGAGAUACUAUACUGAUUAAUCAGUUGACUUAAUUUAUUAUUAUUUUUUUAAAAUAAGGAAAUUAUUUUUUCUUUAAAAAAAUGAUCAAUUACUUUUUUUUUUUUUUUAAUUUAGUUUAAUAAUAUCCAAGUGUAUAUUUUAAAGGCCAAAAUACAAUGAUUAAAAAAGAAUUUUGACAAGUUUGAAUAAAAUUUCUAAUGUUUUAAAUGUAAAAUUCUACAAAAAAAUUGUAUUUAUCAUCGCAAUGUUAUUCAAUGCCUCUAAAAAAGUAUGAGUAAUCACACAACAGCAAUUGUGGUGUUCUAAUAAAGUGAAUUUUAUCUAA
Messenger RNA from Chelonus insularis, 5656 nucleotides. It is a transcript of the gene RpI1, whose product is annotated as RNA polymerase I subunit RpI1. Gene Ontology annotation, molecular function: DNA binding. Gene Ontology annotation, cellular component: RNA polymerase I complex. Bases 173 to 5284 code for a protein of 1703 amino acids. NCBI's taxonomy places the organism in Eukaryota, Metazoa, Arthropoda, Insecta, Hymenoptera, Braconidae. The record is from RefSeq and is a predicted model, not a curated record. The transcript is spliced from 3 exons. Gene Ontology annotation, biological process: DNA-templated transcription.